This is a messenger RNA of Ichthyophthirius multifiliis, 915 nucleotides long. RefSeq names its product threonine aldolase, putative. NCBI's taxonomy places the organism in Eukaryota, Ciliophora, Oligohymenophorea, Hymenostomatida. Gene Ontology annotation, cellular component: cytosol. The transcript has a single exon. The record is from RefSeq and is a predicted model, not a curated record. Gene Ontology annotation, biological process: L-threonine catabolic process; glycine biosynthetic process. Gene Ontology annotation, molecular function: L-allo-threonine aldolase activity.
AUGCUAAAAAGUAUCCAAAAAGCAAUUUUGGGAGAUGAUGUAUUCCGAGAUGAUCCUACAGUAUAAAAAUUACAAAAUUUUGCAGCUAAUUUAUUUUAUAAAGAGGCUGCAUUAUUAGUUCCUUCAGGUUGUAUGGGAAAUUCUUGUGCACUAAUGUGUCAUACAUAAAGAGGUUAGGAGUUAAUAUGUUCAGACGAAUGUCAUAUUAUAUAAUAAGAAAGAUCUUUUGUAUCAUAAAUUGCAUAGUUAUAAUCCAGAACUAUAAGUACUGAACAUACAAAAGGGUUAUUAACACCAGAAAGUAUCGAAAAAGUUAUUCGAAAACUAGAUUUUAUAACCGAGCCUUCUACAGGACUCAUAACACUUGAACAACCUACUUUUACUGGACUUGUCUAUCCUUUAGAGACACUUAAAUAAAUAUAUGCAGUUGCUUAAAAAUAUAAAAUUCCUCUCCAUAUUGAUGGAGCAAGAGUAUUUCACGCAGCCGCUGCUUUGAAUUGUGAAGUAAAGGAUAUUACAUAAUAUUGUGAUAGUAUUCAAUUUUGCUUAAGUAAGGGAUUAUGUGCCCCUAUUGGUUCAAUGAUAGUUGGAAAAAAAGAUUUCAUUGAAAAAAGUAUUUUAGUAAGAAAGUUAUUAGGAGGAGGAAUGAGACAGGCUGGUAUUUUGGCAGCUCCUGGUCUUAUAGGACUAAAAUAUAUGAGAAGAUUUAUGAAAUUAGAUAUUUAAAUUGCUUAAAAGUGGCUGAGGAGUUAGUAAAAAUAAACGGAAUAGGAGUCAUUAGAAAAGUUGAAAUUAACAUGGUUUAUUUCAAAGUUUGUAAAUAAGGAGUGGAUAAUACAUAAUUAGUAGGAUUUAUGGAAUAAAAUGGAAUAAAAAUGCUUGGGUAAAACGGAGAUGGGAUUUUUAGAGUUAUGA